Syngnathus acus (greater pipefish) is the source of this 1664-nucleotide messenger RNA. RefSeq names its product guanosine monophosphate reductase 2 (gene gmpr2). Gene Ontology annotation, biological process: nucleotide metabolic process. Gene Ontology annotation, molecular function: GMP reductase activity. The record is from RefSeq and is a predicted model, not a curated record. Gene Ontology annotation, cellular component: GMP reductase complex. Bases 139 to 1185 code for a protein of 348 amino acids. Lineage: Eukaryota; Metazoa; Chordata; Actinopteri; Syngnathiformes; Syngnathidae. The transcript has 10 exons.
CAAAAACUCCAAGGCGGCUUUUCUUGCCUUCCGCUCAGCAGCGCAAGUGCGCAUGCGCUCUCUCAUACGUGAACCGAAUGCGACUCGCUCAUUGCAGGUGACAGAAUUCACGUUUUUUACGAACCAACCGUUUCCAUAAUGCCUCGCAUUGAGAAUGACAUCAAGUUGGAUUUCAAAGAUGUGCUACUCCGGCCCAAGCGCAGCACCCUCAAAUCCAGGAGUGAGGUGGACCUGCUGAGGAGCUUCAUGUUCCGGAACUCCAAGGGCAGCUACACGGGAAUUCCCAUCAUUGCUGCUAACAUGGACACAGUGGGCACCUUUGAGAUGGCCAAGGCGUUGAACAACUUCGCGGUCUUCACCACGGUCCAUAAGCAUUACUCUGUGGAGGACUGGCGGGAGUUUGCGACCGAGCACCCAGAAUGCCUCGAGAACCUUGCGGUCAGCACGGGCACCGGCGAGGCGGACUUCCAGAAGAUGUCGGCCAUCUUGGCUGCCGUGCCACGCCUGCGCUACAUCUGCGUGGACGUGGCAAACGGCUACUCGGAGCAUUUUGUGCACUUUGUCAAGGACGUGCGGCAGAAGUUCCCCUCGCACACCAUCAUGGCGGGGAAUGUGGUGACGGGAGAGAUGGUGGAGGAGCUGAUCCUGGCCGGUGCCGACAUCAUCAAAGUGGGCAUCGGACCAGGCUCCGUGUGCACCACUCGCAAGAAGACGGGCGUGGGCUACCCUCAGCUCAGCGCCGUCAUCGAGUGCGCCGACGCGGCCCACGGGCUCAAUGGCCACAUCAUCUCGGACGGGGGAUGCACUUGCCCCGGCGAUGUCUCCAAGGCUUUCGGUGCCGGCGCGGACUUUGUGAUGCUGGGCGGCAUGCUGGCGGGCCACUCGGAAAGCGGCGGCGAGACCAUCGAGAAGCUGGGCAAGAAGUACAAGCUCUUCUACGGCAUGAGCUCCGAAGUGGCCAUGAAGAAGCACGCCGGCGUCCUGGCCGAGUACAGAGCGUCUGAGGGCAAGACUGUGGAGGUGCCAUUCAAAGGUCCCGUGGAGGUGACCAUGCGAGACAUCCUGGGCGGGGUGCGCUCCACCUGCACCUACGUGGGUGCGGCCAAGCUGAAGGAGCUGAGCCGCAGGACCACCUUCAUCAGGGUCACCCAGCAGCUCAACACGGUCUUCGGCAACGACGGCUGACCCGGUCCUCCACGCCGCUUGUACUGUAUGCCACGCCGACUACGCUACUCCCAUCGGGCUCUCCGAUGUCCCUGAUUCCUUCCGUAAGCUCAACUUUUAGAAUUUUGUCUUUUAACAUGCAUGGACUUCCUCAUAUUUGACACCGGAAAAGAAUCUCACGGCGACAAACCCCUCGAGAAAGUCCGAUAGAGCGUGAGCCCCGUCGGCACCCCCACCAAAGAACGGUUUCUGAUGGCGAAGCACUGUUUUGUUUCACAUGCUUUAUUGACACAGCUCAUGGCAGCUAAGCAACAUUGUGCAAAUUAGCCUCCUCAAAUCAUUCCAACAUAGUUCAUUGAUGCCAAGAUGGCGGCAAAGCACUCAUUUUGCCUGAACAAAAGUUCUCAAUGCACUUCCACAUAGCUUAUUGGACCAAGACAGCAGCAAAUCACAACUUUCAUUUGAAUAAAAAUGCACUUUGACAUCAUUCCUUCACUCCA